GUUUGAAAAGCACAAGAGCUUUGUACAGCAAGGAAGGAAGAGAGAAACCAACUCUUCUUUUAAUCCACAAGAACCCUUUCAAUCCAAACCAAACCAAUCCAACUCUCUCACUCGCCAUUCAAAUUCAAAACCUUCGUUUCUAUUUUUACACAAAAAUCUCUGUCUGCUCUUUCGUUGGCUGCAAAAUCCUCCUUUUAAGGAGUCCGAGUUGUCUGGGUUGCUAAAACAGCUUUCACUGUCGAAUGGGGAUUUCCUUUUCUUGCCCAUUUUCGCAGUACGGUGAUUUGGAAAGUCGGUUAGAAUCAGUCAUUGUAAGGUCUAUCAGCUUUGGACACGAUGAAGUUAAAACUCCGGUUAGAUCAGUUCGUUUCAAUAGUGGUGAUGCAGAACCCACAAUAAUGAAAUCCUUAGGUUCGGGAAAGAUGACACUUGAAACUUCUGUUAGCUUUAAAGGGAGAGAGUUAGAGAAAAUGAUGUUGCACAAGGCUCCUUCGUUAGAAAAGAGCAAGAACGAUGCAUCAGUCAGCCCUUUCAGCAAAGAAAUGAACGUUGCACCAAUCAGCCCCAUUAGAAAAGAGACUGACAUUCACUCCCCAAGAUCAGAUAGUCCUCUGGGGAUGGUCCGGCCCUCGCAACUUUUGGAUCCCGCCAGCCCCAAGCACAUGGCCGCAAUUAAAUUGCAGAAGGUAUACAAAAGCUUCCGAACCAGACGAAAGCUAGCAGAUUGUGCAGUUCUUGUUGAACAGAGCUGGUGGAAGCUAUUAGAUUUCGCUGAGCUCAAGCGGAGUUCUAUUUCAUUCUUUGAAAUCGAGAAACAUGAAACUGCCAUUUCGCGUUGGUCUAGAGCAAGGACCAGAGCCGCAAAGGUUGGAAAAGGUCUAUCAAAGAAUGAAAAAGCACAAAAGCUUGCUUUGCAGCACUGGCUUGAGGCGAUUGAUCCAAGGCAUCGGUACGGACAUAACCUACACUUUUACUACGUUAAAUGGCUUCACUGUCAGAGUAGAGAACCGUUCUUCUACUGGCUAGACAUAGGAGAAGGGAAGGAAGUAAAUCUUGUUGAAAAAUGCCCUCGAUCGAAACUUCAACAGCAGUGUAUCAAGUACCUCGGACCGAUGGAAAGAAUGGCCUAUGAAGUUGUUUUGGAGGAUGGAAAAUUAUUCUUCAAGCAAUCAGGGGAGCUCCUCCAUACAACCGGAGAAUCCGAUGGUGCCAAAUGGAUUUUUGUCCUCAGUGCUUCUAGAACCUUAUAUGUAGGCAAGAAAAAGAAGGGGACAUUUCAGCAUUCAAGUUUUUUGGCUGGAGGAGCCACAUCUGCUGCUGGGAGAUUAGUUGUUGAACACGGUAUCAUUAAGGCAGUUUGGCCUCACAGUGGUCACUAUCGGCCUACAGAAGAAAAUUUCAGAGACUUUCUUUCAUUCCUUGAAGAGAACAACGUGGAUCUUACAGAUGUUAAGUUAAGUCCUGUUGAUGGAAGAGAGGGUUCGCUUAGCAAGAAAAGAAGCAGUGCUCAUAUUAGAUGCAACUCAUCUGAGGAGGACUUGCUCCCAAAUGUAUGUGAUUUAAAGACUGAAGAGACUAUUGACGACUAGGACACUGAUUCAGUAGGACAAGCUGCUGCAAUCGACUCUCAUAUGUCAAGCCGGCCCCACUGCUUUAGCAGAAAAUUGUCUAAUCUUGCAGUACGAAACAGGGAAAGGUAUUUGGAGAAGGUAGAGAGCGCAACUCAACCUGCUGGUUCAAGUUGCAGCGGUAUUCCAGUAGAAAAUCCAGUUGAUGGUUAUGAAACGGUGGAUGAAACUCUCCCAUCGGAACAGGAUUACAUGGUUUCAAAGAAGAACCUAUUUGAAGAAAACCAUGAGGAGAAGGAGGAAGAAGCGGUUCCUCAAGAAUCAAUUCUCAAAAGGAUUAACUCACACAAGGGAAUGGAAUCAUAACUUGGAAGGCAGUUAUCAUGCAAAUGGACAACGGGAGCUGGACCUCGCAUUGGUUGUGUGAGGGACUAUCCCUCGGAGCUCCAGUUCCGAGCACUGGAGCACGUGAACUUGUCUCCACGAAGUGCUGCCGGUUUGAGGUCAUACUUCUCUCCUCAGAUCACCAGUGCGUUGAGUCCAAGGGUGUUGACACCCACAAAAUGUGUUGGGGAGGUGGAAGCACUCGUAAGCUCCCCGGCACUUAUUGAGAGAGUAAGGUUUUCUUCAAAAAGCAUUAGCCUUCCUAGAACUCAGUCCUUCCAACUUUUUACGGGAAGUAGAGCAACCGCCAUUGCUAAUGUCUCAUGACUGAAAAAUAUAGAUUCAUUUAUUCUUUUGUGUAUAGAAAAUAUGAUAAAGCAACAAUUUUGUUUGUUCAU
Pyrus x bretschneideri (Chinese white pear) is the source of this 2350-nucleotide messenger RNA. RefSeq names its product IQ domain-containing protein IQM2. The record is from RefSeq and is a predicted model, not a curated record. Lineage: Eukaryota; Viridiplantae; Streptophyta; Magnoliopsida; Rosales; Rosaceae.